Molecule: messenger RNA, 1953 nt
Organism: Siniperca chuatsi (mandarin fish)
Lineage: Eukaryota; Metazoa; Chordata; Actinopteri; Centrarchiformes; Sinipercidae
Gene: atp6v0cb
Product: ATPase H+ transporting V0 subunit cb
Exons: 3
Coding region: 215-676 (153 amino acids)
Biological process (GO): proton transmembrane transport
Cellular component (GO): proton-transporting V-type ATPase, V0 domain
Molecular function (GO): proton-transporting ATPase activity, rotational mechanism
Source: RefSeq, a predicted model, not a curated record
AUAUUUUCCGCUUCGCCAUUUUGUACUGCUGCGCCGGGUAUUUAUCAGGAGAGUCGUGACUACCUCGUUUACAUUAUACUGCUAGUUAGGUGGUCAGACGGUUCCUGGUAUACUCGAUUUUUCAUUUCAAGCCUGUGGCCUUCGAUAGAUUUUUGAGUCGACGUUAAUAAUUCAUUUUGUAUAUUUAGUUUAUUUUUAUUUUGUGUGAGAAAGAAUGUCGGCCGAAAGCCCCGAAUACUCUCCCUUCUUCGCAGUGAUGGGUGCCUCUGCGGCUAUGGUGUUCAGCGCCUUGGGAGCAGCCUAUGGCACAGCUAAGAGUGGUACAGGGAUCGCCGCCAUGUCCGUGAUGAGGCCGGAACUCAUCAUGAAGUCAAUCAUCCCCGUGGUCAUGGCGGGUAUCAUAGCCAUCUACGGCCUGGUAGUAGCAGUGCUGAUUGCCAACAACAUCUCAGAGAAGGUCACCCUCUACAAGAGUUUCCUCCAUCUGGGAGCUGGGCUGAGCGUGGGCCUCAGUGGGCUGGCAGCAGGCUUCGCAAUUGGCAUCGUGGGCGAUGCCGGUGUGAGGGGCACAGCUCAACAGCCGAGGCUUUUUGUGGGCAUGAUCCUCAUUUUGAUUUUUGCUGAAGUCUUGGGUCUCUACGGCCUCAUUGUUGCCCUCAUUCUCUCCACGAAAUAAACACCCAAACAUCUCCACUACAAGAUCUGUCCUUUAUGUUGCUGCUGGAGAAAAAGUGUAAAACGGGAAAAAAUUGUAAAAUUUCUGCCACACAAGAUGAAAGAAGGCAGGAAAAAAUUUAAUAAAAUGGCUCCGUAAAUAUGGUUUUAUCUCAACAAUGUGUACAGUCGUCCCAAUUUGAUAGUCAACUUGUAAAUGCGCAAUGUAGUGAUUUGUCUGUCUUGUGUGUGUGCGUGUGUGUGUUUCAAAACAGUUGUAUGAUGAAGAUUCCUUUUUUCCCUCCACUUAUUUCGGGCCUUGAGGCCAGCUGAGACAGCCUGGCCUCUGGUCUUAGAGAGCUGACCAAUGGGCCGCACAGCUUUUCUCCUCUCAUUUCAACUUUGGAGUUGACACAAUUUCUGCAUUAAUCUUGAGGAUCUAUUUGUAAAGAGAAAUGUAUAUGGACUUACGAUUUUUUUUCCACUGAUUUUAUUUAUAAGAAAUUGUUCAUUGAACUGUUUUAAUGCAGCUUGCAGAAGUCUUUAAUCCCCAGGAUAUAUAUAAAUAUAUAUAUUACAGACAUAUAAAUAUCUAUAUAGAUAGACUUAAUACACUGUGGGGUAAUUGUGAUAAGUGGUUGGAAAUCCUCUGGAUGUAAUUCUUGGUUAAAUAAUAAGAUUGCCUUUAGUAUGUUGCUGGUGAAAUGGGACUUUUGUGUGUAGUCGAAUUCUAAUCAUUACGCAAACAUUCUCAAACGUCAGUGUUUUUCCUGUAGUACUGCUGUUUGCAUUAAAGGUGUGUGUGCCCCGUGAUGGGUCUCACAAGUGUAAUUUCCAAAUUUCAUCUCCUCUCCAUCUUAUUCACCCCUCUCAUCUGUGGCUGUACUUAAUCUCUUUCACAUUCCAGCUAUUAAAAUCCUGCAUGGGUUUCAGUGUCUUGUUGCUGUUGGGUAUGAAGCUGAAGGGCAGGCUAGUUUCAGAAGAUUUAAUCCAGAUCAAAAAGCUAGUUUAAUGUGGUAGUUCCUCCUCCAAAAAAAUUUAAAAAUCAAGUUUAAAUCAGACUUGAUGGUAUCGUUUUGUAGCGUGCAGCAGGAAUCUAGUGAGCUUAGUGUUCAAGUUUGGCCUAGUUUCAUGUGAGGACAGAUCCAAUUUGAUCUGGAGUUUGUUUUCUGAAAAUGGAACUGCUGCUGACGCAUUUACUGAAGCGCCAAUCUACAAUCCUGUAUUACCACUGGUAUUGAAGUUAUGCUGAUGUGUCGACGUGUGUGUCACAAUCGAAUUAAAUGAGAUUCCAACUUA